GCCGAGUCUGUCAGUAUUUUCAUGUGAUGGUCCUACCCCAAAGGCCCGAAUUGUCCGAAACUCAUCUGAUUGUUAUUGAAGCAAUCACAACUCGAAUCCCAUUUUUUGCAACAGUUACGUUAAGAGAGAGUCACUGGCAAUUUUUUAGUACAAUUUCUGUGACGUGAACCUGCGUAUUUGCUUCCUUAGACUAUUGUCUACCGUUAUCGUCCCAAGAGUAGUAAUAGUCUGCUGCGUUCGUUAAAACCGCGAUGAACUUGGAAAUGAGAGCAAAAUGAAUAAGCUUCUUUUCUGGCCUUAAGUGAUCAGCGUCUGUCAUCUAAUGGCAAGAAACCUCUUCAAUAUUUGGUGCUUGUGUUCAUGAUUUUGGAUCACAUUGAGCUCCACCAAAGAAGAUGUUCAGUAAAAAGGCAAGCAUAGAUGUCAAGAAAUCUACCCAAAAGUUCUUGGACGGGAAACGUGACAUUCCUACAAGGUUUAGGCAUCUGAAAAUUGUUUUGGAUCAUGCUGAACCGAAUGAAGCAAAAUCACUGCUUGAAACAUACUACAGUCCAGUUUUUCACAUUUUUUAUGAUUCUUUUACUACAACUGAAUCAACCCUAAAGCAAAAAAGCCAUAGAGUACAAAGAGAGGAGGUGGACGCAGUACUAGUCUUGCUUGAAAAGAUCUUAUUGCUUCUUCCAGAACUACUGCAGAAAAGAUGGCAAAAACAUGCCCUUACUCGCUUAUUCAAGCGUCUUUUGCAUCCAGCCAACUAUACGAAACUCCGGAAAGAUUCAAUGAAAUUAUUUAUUUUGUGGUAUCAGAUCCUUGGGGAUCAAGCAGAUGCUGGUGUCCAUUCAAUGUUUGCCUGUUUAGUUCCUGGAUUUCCUCAUCAGCCUGCUUGCUCUUACCCCACCAGUGCACCAAGCGUUGCAAUUGCGACAGAGCUCUUACCACUCAUUCCACCACAGGCCGGUGAAAAAGGGAUAGACGACUCUUGCAGAUUUUAUUUGGACUCGUUAAUGGAGUUUAUGAUAACCCAGGUAAUGCGGAUCGAAUGGAGAGAUAAACAUCUUGGUCGCCCCCAGCGUUGUUUCUCAUUUCUGCUUCAAAAAUUUCAAACAUAUUACCUUCCACAUAUAUUUCCCGAAAUUUCUGAACGUACUAACGUCUAUCGGCCUGAUUUGGACAUAACGAAUCUUCGGCGCCUUGGUCCUAAUGACCCAAGCAGCAACGCUAAACAGCCUUUCAUAUGCUGUCGGGUUGUCGUGCUGAAAUGGCUGGCAAAUCUCACCCACGUCCCUCAAUCAACUCAUCAUCAAGAUGCCCCCUUUGCAACUUGCACUGCAGUUCUUCCACAGCAUCUCGGUUCUCCCGCUAUGGAAUCUUCUUUCUACAGUCAAAUCUCAGAAAAAGAAGCCCCUUCAUACAUGAGUGAACAACACCGAAACGAAGUAACAGUUGUCCAAGAUGUACUCUUUGGUUCUCGAGAGAACGUUAAUCUUGUGGUGGAGCUGUAUCGGCAGGCAUUUUUAUUGCCUUUACAACAGUCUCCCAGCAUCCGAAAAAUUCUAUCUUUGUAUCGGGAUUGGAUCCACAGAAAGGUUGAUGCUCCUCCUUUCAUGUGUGAGCCGGUAGAAGAUUUAGGACCGAAACGCAAUAUUUCAAGAGAACAAACACAUGUUUAUGCUGGGAUGCAAAAUGUCCUGCAAAUUUUCAUUACGCAAGUGGCUAGUGUGUUUAUGAGUUGGGUACCUCAGGGGUCUUUGGUUUUCCUGGAAGAGCAGGUUGAUAUAUGCAAACGGGUUUUGAACAUAUACCGCUAUAUGGUCAUGAACUCUCCAAUGGAACAAAAAACUUGGGAGCAAUUGCUUCUCGUACUGCUACAGGUCACCUCACAAGUACUUGGUAAUAAAGUACCUGACAAAAAAGAAGAUACACUAGGCAAUCGCCUAGCCCCGGCAUUGUUCCAGACGCUCAUUGUCACCUGGAUACGCGCCAACCUUAAUGUCAUUAUUACGGUAGAUCUCUGGGAUCAGUUCGUCCAGACUCUUUCAGGACUCACUGUUUGGGAAGAACUUAUUCGUGAAUGGGCGAAAACGAUGGAUAUUCUAACAAGAGUUUUGGCAAAAAAUCUGUACCAUUUGGACCUGAGUGAUCUUCCGUUGGAUCGACUGAGCGAACAAAAAGCCAAGAAGAGAAGAGCUGGACGUGUUGAACUACUCUCUGGCUUAGGGCCGUUUCCUCAAAACAUUGUGCCCCGGAGCGGUCAAGUGAAUACUCCAGCAACAACUCCAGUGUCUUCGCCACCCACGACAAACGUCGAUGCAACUGGGCAUCAUUCUGGUAAUGCCAAUGCAGCACAAGAAGAGACACGAUCGGCAAGUGGAUCCGUUAGGUCACGAAGUUCCAUCAUGACUCCCGGCCACUUUGCUAAUCAGCAGCGUACGCGCCAUAGCAGCUCGGGCGACACCUCGUUAAAAACUGCAGACAUGUGGAAUAUUCCUCGCACUGCUAAAGUCGAGCGAAGUCGCAGCGAGGGCAAUUUCGCGCGCAAACAUCGUGUUGGUGGAACACGAAACCGUUGCAAACGCUACGAUCACAUCACAGUUCCAUCCUUGCCUUCAUCCGUGGAAAAUAAAAUCACGCGCAUGCUGACGUCAGAAUCUCUCUCAACGGCACAACUUUUGCGGCGUCCUCUCCAGCCUCGAAAACAGUUUCUUCGUAAGCGUUCUCGCUCGAUGAAUUCAAUUAAGCAUUUAAAAGGAUUCGAUGAAAGUGCCCGGUAUUCAGAUUCUGAAACUGAGUCGCGUUCACCUUCACCUUCCAGUGGCGUCGAAACGAAUUCUUUCAAAGAUUCGCCAAUGCAAAUUGAUGUCAUGGGUUUGGAUCAAGGAUUUGACGGCGUUGAUGGGGACGCCUCACACACUCGUUCGGUUAUGUUCGGCGGAAAGGCUAAAGGCUGGCUUCCAGAUGUGGCUGUGGUUAUGUGGCGUCGGAUGCUUGGGGCUUUGGGCGAUCCAAAUGAAGUCCGCAACCCUCAUAUCCACGCUGCUAUAUUUGAUUAUUUGGUUGAAUUGGGGUUCUUGAUUUUUGAGAUUCGCCAAAAUCAAGGUGUCAGCCUGGACAAUGUGUCUACGCCGCCUCUUCCCACUUUCGUUCCACCCGUCUUAAUUCUUGUGCCAUGGUGUCAAAAGGCGCUGGCAUUACCGUCCUCCUAUCAUAAAGGCAAGACAUUAGCACUACGUCUACUUUGCACAAUAGUAGUCCGGAUUCAUGAUAUUCCUCUUCCACGGAAUCAACUGUUGCUCUUCUAUCGGGCUAUCCACCAUGCACUCGUUGGACAAGAUCAGGAUGCCAUCAAUACAGUUCUCAAAUUCUGUGGGGCGCGAUUCUUUUCACUUCAAUUACCCGGUUAUUCGUUGCUAAUGUUGGAUUUUCUUCAUGCCGCAAACACCAUCAUUUCUAACAACGACCUUAAGGGGAGCUCGCGCGUUGAGGCUAUUUCGUUAGUUGGCUCGUUGCUCUUCUUCCCAGAGACUCUUCCCGAUUCACCGGUGCUUCAACCGAUUCCCAACGAGUACAACCUUGUCAACUGUAACGAUAUCAAAGAACAUGUCGUGGCUUUGGUACUGAAAUCGGCUAAACGCGAAGCCACAAGCGUCGGCCGCUGCGUCGCCAUAUCCAGUUUGGCUGUGUAUAUUUACUGCCAAUUGGCUCAUGGCACAAAGCACGCUAAAGUUAAGGAAGCUAUUGCCGUCCUUUUAGCUGUGCUCAAGUUUAAGAACCGGCUUAUAGGACAAGUGGCGUGUGAUAUGCUUCUUCUUCUCUGUGACCAUGCGGAUUAUCUUCUCGAGCAGUAUCCGGAUGUUCCUCGUGCUAUUAUUGAAGAUUUGUCUCAAACGUUGUCUGCACUAACGGCGAAUCAAGGCUGUAACGACCAGACAAAGCGAUUGUUGUUGUCCUUGUCCAUAUGCCUGGGAGAGUGGUGCAUGCGAGUUCCAGCGGAAUCCUUGUUGAAACCGCUUGUCCAGCCGAAAUCCCCGUCUCUGUUGGAAACGGUUUUUCGCGUCUUGAAAUCAGUAGCCACGGGAAGCAAUGUUGGUGGUGGAGGGCAUGUAGUGGAAAAUCGCCCGCUGGACAUUGGUGAUGCUGAUCCAAGCAUUGAUAAUGUAGGGGAGCAUCUGUCUACGCUUAGCCCGUCUCAGUCUCCGCUCUCUAGUCCGACCAAGGACGGGUACAACUUUAGGUCAACCAAUGCCAAGACAAUCCCUUCUCCCGGAGAGAACGAAGCAAAUAUUCGUGCAGUUCGAUUAGCUGCUCGAAUGGUGAUGGACCAUUUGAUCAAUCACAUCGGACAUUUCCCAAUGGGAAUCGGUGCUGCCCGAUUGAGUUCCAUGGUCUGCGAGCAUGACGACUUGCCACACUUCCAAGGCGAUGAACUCUCAGCGGAACUCUUUCAUUCUCCGUCUGUCCAGUUCUUCAUGUUAAACAAGGAUACGUUGAUGUCGUUGGUGGAACUGCCCACGUUAGAAGCCACCCGUGGGAGCGCAAUGUCCGGUCUUCGAACGGCCCAUUCUCAGGUGCGAAUCAUUUUGAGAAACCUUGGUGGCAAAUUCUGCUGGGAUUCGUCGAUAUUGUAUUCACUCAAGGAUGAUUCAACUCUGACACGUUCAACCAGACCGCCCCUACCGCCAUUUUUUACCGCGCGCCCUUACCAGCGCGAAGAGUUGAUGAUAUCUUCAUUCAUUGGAGGAGAUGGAGCCAUCAUCCAGCCUUCUCCUCCGCGGCUUUCAGUGCGGCAUCGACCUCCUAAUUCCAUGCCCAAGUGGGAGGACACGGCGGAAGAUAUGGAUAACCUUGAAGACCUUUUGCUGUUCAUUGGACACACAAGUCCUGAAUGUAUUCCCGCCGGAAGGCAAGCAGACACGUUGACUACGCCUCCUCCUCCUCCACCGACCAUGUUGCCCGAGCAAGAGGAGGAAGCGCUAAAUGCACUGCUCCAUCAGAAACACAUUGAGCUUGAUUUUUAUCAAAAGCAUUCAAACGAACAGUGGAUGAGAGGACGUCCGGUUGAGGAGCCUAUACCGGAAGAUCCGCAAUCCCCUUUCCAGUUCAGUCGGAUGCUCUUUUCCCAGCUUGGUUUAACAUCGUGGGAUAAAAGAGGACAAGUCCAACUAUUAAAGAAAUGUGAUAAACUUCUUCGCGAGUUAAAAAAUCUCGAUAGCCAGAAAUGCAGAGAAACGCACAAGAUCGCCGUCAUCUAUGUAGGUGCCGGCCAGGAGGACAAAAACUCAAUUCUUACAAAUUCUGGUGGGAGCCAGGCGUUCGAAGACUUUGUUGCUGGUCUGGCGUGGGAGGUUGAAUUGGAAACGCAUACUGGCUUUCUUGGCGGUUUGCAGCGGAACCGUUCCACCGGUGAAACAGCGCCGUACUUUGCCACUUCGUUCACGGAAGUGAUUUUUCACGUAUCGACUAGAAUGCCUUCGCACAAUCAAGAUGCCCUCCUUCAAAAAACGCGCCACUUGGGUAACGACGAAGUUCAUAUUGUUUGGUCGGAACAUUCCCGGGAUUACCGCCGAGGCAUUAUACCAACAGAGUUUUGCGAUGUUCUCAUCACCAUCUAUCCACUGCCGAAUCAACUAUUCCGCAUUCAGAUUACACGCAAACCAGACGUCCCGUUCGUGGGUCCUCUCUUCAACGAGUGCAUAAUAGACAAACGUGUGCUUCCCGGGCUGGUUCGUGCCACGGCUCUAAACGCAUCUAGAGCUACGCGAUCCACCAUCCCAUACUUCCAUACUUUUUACGAAGAAAGAUACAAGGCGUUGGAAACGAUCACACAAAACCUUCAAGAACCAACGACGUUCGAAGAUUUUUGUGUACAACUUUGCUGCCCAGGUAUACCUAUGCCUACAACUGGAUCGUCUGGUAACUUGUCAGGCUCAUUUUACAAUAACAUGGAAUUGCCGGCGAAUCCUCCUUCAGGACCUCCGUCAAGUUCGGGAGGCCAUGUUACUUUCUCGUCUGAUACUUCGUAUGGAUUUGCGACAUCCCUCUUCCGUCAAAAUGCUGGCCAAGAAAAUAAACAAAGAGGAUUUGAAGGCGCUGGUUUGUCUGUCGACAUCGAGGAACCGCACUAUGCUUCACCCAAAGCGAAUAAACGACUGUCGUUCAAACACACAUCACGUAAGAUAUCAGGUUUCGGUAACCCAGACUGUUGAAGAAACGAAAACAAAAGUGUCUUGAUUGACGGUGAUUCGACAUUCCACACACAUUUCGACGAACUAGAUUGUACUUUACAUACAGUAUAUUAUGCAAUUUUUCAAAAGCUUCAACGUUCCCCAGUUCACGUCUUUCAUAACUUAAGAAAUAGCGGUAAGAUUUAAGGACACUGAAUAAAAAAAAAAAUGGACGUGCAAUCAAGUGUAUCGCGAGCUCGCUUCACACGACAAGUAUAUUCAUCGCAGAUCACAAGCUCAAAGGAAAAGGACACUUGUCAAUAUUCGUGACACUUGCUUCGUUUGAUUUUGUUUUGUACCUUUUUUUUUGUUCUUAGUUUUGUUAAAGGCGUGGAAUGUCUCGUAGUGUUAAGUAAUCAAUCCAGCUACCUCUCGUUCUUCCCUUAUUGUUAUCACCGUGUCCGUUACGUGCACGCGCAUUUCUUUAUACAGCAGUACUUUCGUCUCAGCUACUUUGAUCCGCCUUCUCUCUACCACUUUUCGAUUCUCUUUCUUCCACCGCUCACUUGUUUUUUUUUUUUUUUUUUUUGGUGUUUUGUGCCCAUAUUUAUAUAAAGAAAAAACCAUUACUAUGUGUUGUUUCUCUUAUUGUUUACCUUUAAUAAACAACAAACCCGUGACUUUAUCGCCAUGGGAACAUUUGUUUGAUCGUUA
Molecule: messenger RNA, 6875 nt
Organism: Daphnia magna
Lineage: Eukaryota; Metazoa; Arthropoda; Branchiopoda; Diplostraca; Daphniidae
Product: ral GTPase-activating protein subunit alpha-1
Exons: 34
Coding region: 396-6203 (1935 amino acids)
Biological process (GO): positive regulation of GTPase activity; regulation of small GTPase mediated signal transduction
Cellular component (GO): nucleus; cytoplasm
Molecular function (GO): GTPase activator activity
Source: RefSeq, a predicted model, not a curated record